AUGGCGAUGGAGUCAGCCUCGGCGUCGGCUCCGGGUCUUGUUGCCAUGGAGAUCCCGGUGCGAGGUGCGCUCCCGGUGGUGGAGGAAGACGAGGGCUUCAGCGCGCUGCCGCCGGGGUCCGAGGAGCGACUACGGUACCGGCGAGGAGGUGGGAGACGGCGGCGCGGGGUGCCGUUCAACCGGGGCGGCUACUACAUGCUGAUAGUGAUCGGAGAGAUCGGCACGGAGCACCAGCUGGACGCCGCCAGAGUACAGAUAGAACGGGGAAUUCGAUCCUGGGACGUCGACCUCAAGUGCUGUGACCUUGAUCAACAGCUGCAGCUUUUUAUAACUCGUCACUCUGCCCAUUUCUCCUCCGAGGUCAGAGGACAAAGGACUCUCCACCACAGGAGUGAUGUCCUAGAGACUGUGGUACUUGUCAAUCCUUCAGUCGACACUGUCGUAUCAGAGAUCCAGUCUCUAGUCACUGACUCAACAGGACACAAGCUUCUGGUCUUGAGUGGCCAGAGCUCAGAUCACGGUGGCCUUCUCCUUCAAACUGGGGUUUUCACCAACCAGACCUUUUCAAGUGUCUUUACUGAUCCUGGGGUCAGUGAAUUACUGGGCACAGCAGCCCCCAAGCAGCAGGCUACACUUACUGUGUCCUGCCGUGGGGAGGUGGGCUGGAGCUCCCUGGGACAGCAGCAGACCCUGAGGGAGUUCCUGGAAUACAAGCUAAACCCUGAACCUGUUCUCCCGAAGAUGGAGGGCGUCACAGAGUUCACAGAGUACAUCUCUGAAACUGUUGACGUUCCUUCACCUUUUGACCUCCUGGAGCCUCCUACCUCCGGAGGCUUUCUGAAACUCUCCAAACCAUGUUGCUACAUCUUUCCCGGUGGACGAGGAGACUCUGCACUCUUUGCUGUGAAUGGCUUCAACAUCUUAGUGGAUGGGGGCUCUGAUCGAAAAUCCUGUUUCUGGAAGCUGGUCCGUCACUUGGACCGCAUCGAUUCAGUUCUGCUCACUCACAUUGGUGCUGACAAUCUCCCAGGUAUCAAUGGGCUUCUUCAAAGGAAGAUAGCAGAACAAGAGGAGGAGCAGUCACAGGGCUCCACCAACUAUAGUGACUGGAUGAAGAACUUGAUCUCUCCUGAACUUGGUGUGGUGUUCUUCAAUGUACCUGAGAAGCUACGUAUGCCAGAAUCGAAUCUCAAAGUGAAGCGCAGCAUCGAGGAGGCAUCACUUACUCUGCAGUACCUUAACAAACUAGGAAUCAAGCCGGAGCCUCUCUUUCGAGUGGUCAGCAACACCAUUGAGCCCAUUACACUUUUCCACAAGAUGGGAGUGGGCAGGUUAGACAUGUACAUUCUCAACCCUGUCAAAGAUAGUAAAGAGAUGCAGUUUUUAAUGCAGAAGUGGGCUGGCAACAGCAAGGCCAAAACUGGUAUUGUGCUACCCAAUGGGAAAGAAGGGGAAAUAUCUGUGCCCUACCUGACAUCAGUUACAGCUUUAGUUGUCUGGCUCCCUGCCAACCCUGCAGAAAAGAUUGUCAGAGUGCUGUUUCCUGGGAAUGCACCACAAAACAAGAUCCUAGAGGGCCUAGAAAAAUUAAAACACCUUGACUUCUUGCGCUAUCCUGUAGCCACACAAAAGGACAUUGCCUCAGGAGCUCCUCCCUCUGUUAUCAAACAAACCAAGUUAAAACAGAGAACAGAUAGCAAAGAGAGCCUCAAAUCCUCCCCCAAAACCACUGCAAAGGCCUCAAAGAAAGAAACUGAAGGACAAGAUGAUGUGUCAGCCACCACAGAGGCAAAGAGUGACUCUGUGAAGGAAAACAUAUCAGAGAAAAAAGAGGAGAAAAAGCCUACCAAGACGAUAAAAUCUAAAACUGAAGUGCCAGAAAAGAAAAAACUCUUGAAAGAAAAGUCAUUAAAAAAGCAUUCUAAGGAAAGAGUGUCAAAAAUGGAUGAGAAAAAGGACAAGGAAAAGAAAGAGAUCAAGAAAGUAAAGAAAGAUGACUCUGCUAAAAAAGAUGAGAAAAAAGAUGGUAAGUCCAAAGAGGACAAGAAGAAGGACACAUCCAAGCCUGAGCUGAGAAAAAUCUUGAAGCCUGACCUAAAGCCACUUACACCAGAAGUAAGAAAGACAUUACAUAAAGCUAAAGUGUCAAGUAAAGCCAAAACUGGAAAAAGUAAAGCAGCCAAGGCUGAACCUGCUGAACCCAAAGCAGAGGAGCCAAAAGUUGAAGCUGUUCAACCUGAACCGAUGGAAAAUGGAGCUGUCGAGGGCACAUCUGCUCCCUCAACACCUGAAGACCUUACCAAGGAUUUUGAAGAACUAGAAAAAACUGAAGUUAAAGCUGUAUCAGCGGAGCCAGCAGACACUGUUGAGGUUUCAUCAGAGCCAACAGCAGAAAGCCUUACGCAAGAAAGCAAAGAAGCACAAGAAGCAAUUUCUGAAAUCCCACCUGCAUCAGAGUCUCCAGAAAAGUCAGUACCAGCCCCAGAAGUAAAAGCUGAAACUGAGGAAAAAGACAGAGAGUCAACACAAGAGAGAGAAAUUGAAGAGGCUCAAAAGUUUGAGGAUGAAGGAGCAGCAUCACAAGAUGAAGAUGAGGAAGAGGAGGAGGAGGAGAAGGUCCCAACUGCUGAAAAGAAAACACAGCAGGAGGAAGAGGAAGAGGACAUGGGAAUAGGUGAAGAUGAAGAUGAAUCAAAAUGGAAGGAGGUAAAAGACGAUGGACUUGACAGGAAACAUGAGAUAGAAGAAAUGGAGAAAUCAGAAAAUCUCUCAGCUAAAGUUGUUACAAAAGAGGAGCCACAAAUGCCUCCAUCUAUGGACGUGAAAGAAGAAGAAGAGCUGGAGGAGGAGGCACUGGAGAAAGCCGAACUAGAGGAAGUUGAGGAUUUGGAUGUAAUAGCAGAUGAAGAAAUCAAAGUUAAACCAGAAGAUGCAGUUGAAAGCACAACCACUGAAAUUCUGACAGCAAGAAAAGAUGAAGAAGAAGAGGAGGAGGAGGGCUACCUGUCACAUGUUGGAGGGGCCACUGCUCCCAUAACCUCAGUCGUUCAAGGUGCUGCUGCUGAACCCAUCUCCUACAUUCAAGACGAGACGAUUCCUGGCUACUCUGAGACGGAACAGACCAUCUCUGAUGAGGAGAUUCACGAGGAGGCCGAAGAGAGAAUACCACACCUUCAAUACGACGUUGGUGCCUAUGAUAUCUCUGUUCCAGAUCAGACGGGCUCCUUUGUAAACAUUCAUGGCAUGCGGGAGAUGCAAGCUGCAGCCAUGACAGAGAAAGGUUUUAUUCCAGGUGUGCAUGAGCAAGUAUCUGUGUUCACCAACAUCAUCACUGCUCCUUUAGCAGAAGAAGAACAUGUGUCUUCUGCAACGUCCAUCACAGAGUAUGACAAAAUAUCCUCCUUUCCUACUUCUAUCGCCGAAGAUCAAUCUGUGGCAUCUGUCACAGCAACUCCAGCUGAAGAACCGUCCAAAACCCCAGCUCUCCUGUCAACCUCACCUGACGCCACCCAAGGCAAAGAGCAACCACUUUCUGCAGGAACUCCUUCACCACCUUCUUUAGAAGAUGACAAACAAUCCAAAUCCCCAGCUGAUGAUUUACAGCUUCCUAUUGCAGAAAUGAAGACAGUUGCUAAAGUUCCUGAUGCUCCUGAAGAGGAGGAAGAAGAAGAAGAAGAGGAAGAAGACCAAACUCCUAAUGUUGACAUUUCACUUGAAAAACUCCAAGAGGGCUAUGCUUCAUCACAGAUGCUACAGGGUAAAGAGAAAGGCAUUGAAAAGCUUGCCAGUUCAGUGUCUCCUGAAAAGUCUGUACAUGACAUAAAACCAAUCCACCUACCAGUUGAGGAGGAAAAUAUUGAUGCAGUCGCACCUAAAGACAUUUCAUCUGUUGUGCCUACCAGACCGUUUGGAUCAGACUCAGUAACUUCAGAGAGUGAAGAGCGUUGCUUUAGUCCGGAUGAUAUCACUGUGAAAAUGGCAUCCCCUCCACAGUCCGGACCCUCAAGUGCAGCUCACUCUCCACUUCGUCAGUCACCAGUAGAAGACAAGACAAAGGUCUUCUCUGAUUUUGAAGUGCAAAAGCAAGAGGUGCUUUCUCAUCAAGUCACCACAACUGACGAUGAAACAAAAAAGAAAGAUGACACAGAAGUAGACACACAGGAAUAUGUUGACAAACAGAAGGGAGAUCAACAUGAAGUAGACGUUCCAAAAUCUUUCGACAAAUCAUUUGAAAUGGACAUCAAAGAGGCUCCAGUGAUGAAAGAGCCAGAAAAAGACACUUCAUCAGCGUCAAAAGAUGAAGGGAAAAAGGCAGAAACAAUACCUGUUGCUGGUGCAUCUUUAACAGAAGAACAGCCAGUUUCAGGGACGGAUUCCCUUAUUUCAUCUGCACAACAUCAUGAUGACGCAGAUGACAGGUUCAAAGACAAAGAACCUGAAGUGCCUGCACCAGGUAAAUUUUCAGAGGGGGAGAGGCGUUUCUCGGAUGAUGAUGGUGAUGAUAACAAGAAAGAUGAUGAUGAUCAUGAUGAUAAAUCUGCAGUUAAAACCAUCAAGGCGGAAGAGGAGAAAGAAAAGGAUAGCAAGCUCGAUUCCAAACAAAUGGAGGAUGAGCAGAAACAGAAAUCUGUCACCCAGAUCCAAGAGGACGUUUCCGUCCUUAAGUCCAUCACAGUUGAGAAAGCAGAGAAAGAGCACGUUAAAGAUACAUCGGAUCAUAAACCUGUCACAGAAGAAAUUGCAAAAGACACUGUCACUGUUGAUACAUCCAUUAAAGGUGGACACAUAGAGCCGGAGAAGGAAAUUAUUAGUUUAGAGGCCAAACAAAUGGAAGAUGAGCAGAAGCAGAAAGGUGAAACACAAGAGCCUGAUUUUGACCUCCGAAACAAAGGUGAGAUUAAGGAGACAGAGGUUAAAAAGGAUGAUGUGUCUGAUAGUAAGAUUUUAAAAGAAGAAGACAAGAAAGAGACAGAAAAGAGUGAUACUUUUGAUAUUAGCGCAAUAAAGACUCAAGAGAAAGAGAUCAGUGCGGUCCACCCUUCAGAUAUCAAACCUGUUAAAGAAGAGAUAGAGAAAGAGGCAAAGAAAGACGGGAUGCCCAUCACUAAACCUACUCAAGAUGAGGAAAAGAAAAAGGAUGCAGAAACCUCUGAUAUUAAACUGAUCGCAGAUAAAAAGGAGGAAAAAGAGAUGGAAAAGAUCGAUGUUUCUGCUGCCAAGCCCUUUAUGGAUGAGCAGAGGCAAGAGGAGAAAGAAAUGGGUGACAUCACUGUUGCUAAACUCAGCAAAGAAGAAGAAAUCAUUAGUAAGAGUGAUGAAUCUUCUGUUACCAUGAAAGAAGAAAAGGGACAGGAGAUUUGUAAAGAUGCUAGCUCAACUGUCAGCCUCACCAAGAUGGAGGAAAAGGAUGUAAGUAAAGAUAACACUUUUGAGGCCAAGUCAACCACUGAGCAAGAAAAGGUGGACACAAGUAAAAAAGAUAUCACUGACACUAAACCUUCCAAAGAACAGGAUACAGAUAUAACAACAAAGGAUGAUGCAUACAUAUUUGAAACAGCUCUAGAAAAGGAUAAGAAGGAGGACAUAGGUCAAGAUGAUACUGCUGCUGUUAAACUUAUUAUGACAGAGGAAAAAGACAAACUGCCGAGUAAGGAUGAGAUUUGUACUGUUAUACCAACAGUUGGAGAAGAAAAGGAACUGGAGGAAAGCAAAGGGGAUGCUGCUGUCAUUAAACUUAGCAAGUUGGAGGAUGAGCAUGUGAUCGCAUCUAAGGAUGAUGAUAUCUUCGCCACACCAACCAAGACGGAAGCAAAAGAAACACCUCAAUCUGUCAAACCAGUCAUGGAAGGAGAGAAGGAGCAAGAGGCAAGCAAAGAUGUCACUUCUGCUAUCAAAGCAGCUAAGAUGGAGGAGGAGGAUGUAAUGAUGAGCGAAGAUAUCCCUGCUGUCAAAACACCCAGGGAUGAAACAACCAUGAAGGAUGUCACAUCUGUAUCUACACCAACCACUAAAGGUGAAAAAGAGAAAGAAAUCAGUAAAGAUAUCAGUCCUGUUGUAUCAGCGACAGAAGAUGAAAAGGAAAAAACAGUAGAUAAGGAGAAAACACUUACUGUUAAACUGUCUGAAGAAGAAGAAGAAGUGACAGUUCAGGAUCACAGUGUUGUUGUCAAACCCAUCAAAGAGGAGAAAGAUGCAGUCACAAUUAAGGAUGGAAUUUCUGAUAUAAAACCCUCCAAACUGGAGGAAACAAAACACAUUGAGUCCCUGACAGUUGAGGAGAAGAAGGUUGAAUUAAAAGAUGUUACACCAGAUGUAAAACUCAUCAAGGAGGAGGCAAAAGAAACACCAAAAGAAGGAACUACUGAUAAAGAAAUUGAGGUUAAAAAAGAGGAUGGAAAGAUUGACACUCCUCAGUUUGUAUCCGUUACAGAGCAGAAGGAAAAGGAAAUUGAUGAUGCUUCUGUUAAAACCACUAAGGAUGACAAAGAGGUGGAAAAAGGUGACACUUCUGAGAAACAAAUAAAACAGGAGAUUAAAGAGCAGGAGAAGAGUGACACUGAUGACCACAAACCCAUUUUGGAGGAAAUGAAGGAUAAGGAAACUGAGAAAGAUGGAGUGAAAAAAGAGAAAGAGACAGACGCCACUGUUGAACAACCGACGGCUGCAAAAGAGAAAGAGCCAUUUAGAGUUGAAGCCAUGGAGGAGGAUUUUAAAGAUGCAGUCAUACAGGGCAGUUGUGAAGCGGAAUCUAUCAAACAGGAGACCGAGAAGGAGAUGGACACGCCAUUGAGCACCAAGGAAGAGAAGAAAGGUAAAGAUGGUUAUCCUUUCAAGUCUGAAUCCAAGCAAGAUGAUAAAGAAGAGAUAUGUCUUCCACAGGCCAAGACACUGGAGGAGGAGAUGACUAAAAAGGAUGAUAUUUUUGAGAUUAGUGACAAGCAUAUACAUGAGGAAACAUCUGAAAAGCUUCCUUUCACUCAGAAAGAAACGGAAACUCUUGGCACUGCAUCAAAAGAAAUGCCGCAAGAGUCCUCCGUAACAACAUCAAGUGCAGACUUAAAAACCGUGAAAGAUGGCCUUUCUGUGUCUCCCCACGACAUCCAGGAGGAGACAAAAGAACAGGAUAAAGGUUCAAAGGUCAUUUUUAGUCAGGAAGAGAAGAUGGAAAAAGAAAAAGAUGAUGCACAUGUUGCAGAACUCAGCAAAGAACAGAAAAUGGAGAAAGAACAAGAAAAAGAAUACACUUAUGAGACUGAAGAUGUCCAAGAUGAAAAGACAAAACCAGCAGAGGAUGCAAAGAUGAUUGAAGAGAAGGAUGCUGCUGACAUGAAGACCGAUGAGAUCACAGAGAAAGACAAGUAUGACUCCACUGAUGCAGACCACACCAAAGAGGAGAAAUGGGAGAAAGAGGAAUUACAGGAGAAAGACCUGGACAAAACCAUUAAACAACCUGCACAGACAACAUCAGCAGAAACAGUGUUGGCGUCCAAGUUAGAUUACAAACCUGCCUUUGUGGUUCAAUCAUCAGAUGAAGACAGAGAGGAUGAAGAGGAGGAAGAUAUUUGUAUGGGAGGAGCAGGUUCCAGACCUUUGUCAGUGGAGCCGAGAAAAUCUGACCAUGACAUCUCUCCUGAAGGUUUGCCGUUGACCCAAACUCCACACACAAGUGACCAAACUAAACCACCAGUGUCUCCACAGCCCCCAGUAGUUAUACCUACACUUACAAUGCAAGAGCCCUCUGUGGAUGAAGACGUCAAAGAGUUUGGAAAAGAAGAAUCCAGGCUUUCAGCUGAAGCAGACAAAGAUAUUGUGAAAACAGAAACCACAUCUGCACCCCUUGCCAAGCCAGAGCCCUCCUUUGAUUUUGUCACACCAAAGGAGGAGACAACCUUCAUUUCAAAACAAGAAACAGCUUCUGGUAUACCAGCUGCCAAAGCAGAACCAGACUCAGUGGAGAAAAAGCCUGUGUUGUCAACAGUGUCAAGCACCGACAGCCAACCCAGGAGCUGUACACUUUCGAGCACUGAAAGCCAGUCCAGUGUGGAGGAAACACCACAGCAAGACAAACAGGUGCCAUCUCAGAUGAGCUCUGGAGUCUGUGCUACACAAAAGACACAGCUGGAUGAGAAACCAGGAAAGGAAGCAGAGAGGGAGAUGGAAGGAGAACGAGAGGUGGCUUCUCCAGGAUUAUCUCAGCCUUGUUCAUGUUUUAUGUUGGAGAAAGAAUCUGAGGAUGUCAGACACACCACUGACACUGCAAAAAUUGAGAAUAAAGAGAAAAUGAGCCCAGAGAAGGAGACACUCAGUGGAAGCCUUGGAGAUGAGAAGCAAUCCUGUGGUGCAUCAAAGUAUGAUCCGUAUGAAAAGCCCAUCCCAAAAGAUCAAGAUUUGGACUCGAGAGAAGAGAGUGAGGUUUCUUUAGGUCUUGAUCAUCCUUCUGACAUCUGCAUUGAUGAUAACAGAAGAACAAGCCAGGCAGAGGCUGGAGGAGCCAUGUUUCUCCUGGAAGAUCAGUACAAAGAAGAGCCUCUGUCCUUCAGUAGAGUCGACUACAGCCCGGUGUCCCUCACCGAGAGUGAAAGAAGCAGUCACCACAGUCGAAGUGCCUCUCCUAAACAUGAAGACAGAGAGAAAGGCCAAGAGGAAGAGUGUGAGAGAGAGGACAGAGCAGAUACAACUUAUGUUCAGAGCUUUUCAUCUGUAGACAUGCAAGACAACAAAAUGUCCCAAGCUGCUGAGUCUUAUUCUUUCAGUCCCAAAGAAGACAAACCUGAGAAAUCAGAGAAAGAAAAAGAAGAUAUGCAGGAAGGUGCUGCAGCAGCUUUUCAUAUACGGGCAACGGGAGAAAGUGAUGUAGUUUCUUCAAGUGCUGCCAUUCAGACACCAGGUACAUCAAUAAGACAAGAAACACCUUCUCCCUCCUGGAGCCAGUCAGAGCUUGGUGCUCAGGCUCCAGCUACUAGUGUUGCUUUCGGAGAACUCACAGAAAAGGAAACGACAAAAAGAGACAAAGAAAAAUCUGCUGAGUCGCUCAAAGAAAAAAUGGAUUCCUCUGAUCAUAAAAGAGAGGCCUCGCCAUCUGGUCGGCACUCACCUGCAGAAAAAGACAUUUUACCUCAACAAGCAUCACUGUUAGAAGAAACAUCGAGUGACUCAAGGACUGCUCCUGGAGCCACCUUCAUAGGACAUGAAAUAGAUGAUAAUGUUUUGGCUUCUGAUAACAGUCAAAUAAGCAGUUCUUCACCUUGUAAAGCCCCAGGUUUUCCUGAAGGAAAAGAGAGCCUGAUAGAUAAAAGGUUGCUUGUAGAGGGGGAAGAUUUCAAUGUUGAUGAUGACGAAGAUGAAGAUGAGGAGGAGGAGGAGGAGGAGGAAGAUGAAGAAGAGGAGGAGUCAAGUGAUGUAGAUAUGGAAAAGGGUGCAAGAGAGCAGUCUGAAAAAGAAAUGUGCAGACGCGGCUCUGAUGACAGUGCUGGAUCAGCAGAGUUAGAGGACUCAAAUAAAAAGUCUCAGUUGCCGACAUCCAGCCUCCCUAAAGAGGAAACAGUCUGUAAACCAACCCCUGAUGAUGCCUCAGCAUUUAAAGUCACAGAGACAGACAAGCAGGAUGUAAGUAAAAAACCAUCUGAAUCAAAACCACACAAAGAGGAGGAUGCCGUUAGUGAUACAACCACAUCCAAACCUCCUGAGACGAAGAGUGAAGAUGUUGGUAAAACAACGCCAUCACCAGACCCAGAUUCACUCAAAAGAGAUGUAAGCCUUUUUGCUCCACCAGAUGUCCCAAAAGACACAGAAAUAAAGAAAGUAGAGGACACAGAUAAAAAGCAUUUGUCUCCUGAACUGACCACAAAGAGGAGGUUGUCGUCAGCAGAGGAUAUUACUUUCUCUGAAGUACUAGAAUCAAAAAAAGGUGAUGAAGGCAAAGUGUCUCUAUCACCAGAGACAAGCUCUUUGACAAAAGAUACCUGUCAACCAACCUCUACAAGCAGCCUGCUAGGCAGCUCUUUGCCACCUGAUCAUUCUGAGUCCAUGUCCAAACCUACAGCUAGUCCCUCGCCUCCCCUAACAGGUAGCUAUGCCGAUAUCGGACCGAGCAGAUCAUCAGCUUAUUCUGAGGGUUUUGAUAGUGAGAACAGGCAAGUAGGGUUGAAGGAAGAUAAGAAAGAAACAUUUGCACUCUCAGAUUCCUCCCAGCUAUCCAAGCUAAGCGAUGAUAAAUAUUAUAGCCAAAAAGAAGCUCAAGAAGAGAGUCUAGAUGAGAGGCAGACCCAAGAUACUACUGCAAAACAUGAGGAAACUACCUCAUCAGCUUGCACAUACACCACCUUAACGUACUCUACUUCAACGUACUCCUCUACAUCAUACAGUUACUCAUCUUCAGCCUCAACAUCUGCCCCUUUUGGCCAACAGUCAGGAGACAAAGUUGAAACUUUCACAAUGUCAAGCUCUGAAGUACCUUUAGCCAAAGAGGAACCAUCAUUCACAAGCUCUUGCUUUGGAGGGUUUCAGAGAGACGAGUACAUGGAAGUGACAACGACACCGACAGCAAAAGUGUCUCUACCCAGCCAGUUUGAUGAGGCUAAACCAUCAUCUCUAGGCCUGUCCACCACUGCCAAGCAGGUCGAGGAUCAAGGUGGUUCUGCAAAGCCAGAAUCAGACACAAAGUCAAGUACUAAGAUGACAACAUCUACCACAGCACCCUCUCUACAAAGUACAGAAACUGCAAAGGUGUCUGAGAGUUCAUCCAUGUCAGAGGCUCGCUUUGAUGUCUCUCCACUCCAAAGGGCUGACUCCUCUGACAGGGGGUCCCCAGGGUCAGCUGAAGACAAAGAGCCUGAUACACUUGAAAUGGAGGACAGCACCUUACCAUGCCGUAUUGAAUGUCAUAAAAGCAAAGUGGCUGAGCAAAAAGAGACUUUUUCAUCAAUUACUGAGUCAUAUGCGGUAGAGAGUACCAUAUACUCCACAGAAACAAAGACAGUUAGCAUAACCUCGAGUACCAUUGUGUCUAAACCUGAUGUGGCAAAGGAAACAACUCCACAGACAGCCUCAGCCACUCCACUGAGUGACAGUGGAACUACCAAAACCUCAUGUGCCAUAGCAGACCUGCCCAAAGCAGAGGAGGGCAAAGAGAAAACAAUGCAGGAAAAAGAGGAAAAGACAAAUGGAGCUGUUCUACCUUUGAAGGAAGAUGUCAAAGUGUCAGAACAAGUAACAAGUGAAAAAGAUGGAAAGACAGAGACACUAAAAGACACUGAAGUCAAACAGAAAACAGAUGACAAGACAGUGGAUGAAAAGACCAGUAAAGAUAGCACAGAAGAGAAAAAAGCAACACCUGAUCCAAAGCUGAGUGAAAAAGUAGAAAUUGGUAGACAAGGAGAGGGUGAAAUAGUGGAGGAAAAAAGUUUGUUGGAAAAGCCAUCAGAAAGAUUAGAAAUGAGAAGAAAGAGCAGUAUAUCUGAUUGGGAGCUACUACAAAGGCCCGAUGACUGCCCCAGUGCCCCCCCUCCAGGGUAUGGUGAUGAUGAUGAUGAUGAAGAGGAAGAAGAGGAAGCAGUAGAAGCAAUGGAAUGGAUGUCCAGCGCCCACAGUACCCCUGUGUCCUCCUUAAAAGAUGCAUAUCACACAGAAACCUCUAGUAAAGGAGACGAAAAGACUGAACGUCCCUCUGACUUGAACACCGGAGCAACCUCCUCCUCUGCCUCCCCUCAAGGCUUCUCCUCCUGCGAAUAUAAACAUCGCAAAGGAGACCUUUCUCCAUCCUUCAUCAAUCCCAGUCCUCAUCAGCUCUCUAGUGACGAGGGCGAGGGGGAUGACCACAGUGACCACUCCCAGGAAGGGGAUGAGGACGAUCAGGAGCAACACUCUGUGAAAAGGAGGUCACACAAGCAGAGGCGCCACCACACUCAGACUCACCAUGGAGACGCAGCACAGGGGCCACACCAGCCGCCUGGAGCAAUGUCAUCUGGUCUUGCUGUGACUUUAGCUGGAGAGGAAACUCCUCCCACGUCCGUGAGCGAGUCGUUGCCUUCACAGUCCGACUCUGACGUCCCUCCAGAAACUGAGGAGUGUCCAUCUAUAACGGCAGAGGGAAAUCUGGACUCAGAUGAAGACGCUGAGCAUCUGCCAGUGGACAAAUCAUCUGCCUCUGGAGCUGGUGGGGGCCACCAUCCUCCCUCACCACGAUCAUCUCAGAAGACUCACGAUCCCCUCCCUACCCCCAUGAAGGACCCUCUACCUCACCCUCCCCACCCAGAUGUGUGCAUGGUCGAUCCAGAAGCUCUUCUCAAUGAUCACAGCAGCACAGAGAAACUUCUCAAAAAGGAGCACAAGACCACCAAGGGCCUCAGGAAGGGCAAACCCAAGUCAGCCUCUCCUGCUCGUAAAGGGGAAUCCAGAAAGAGGUCUUCUACUCCAGUGAAGCAGGCUAAGGACUCUGCCUCACCUCGAUCAGCCUCCCUCAGGAGGAAGGACACGGACAGAAGCUCUAGGCUGAUCAAGAUGUCUGAGACCCAGGGCUCAAGGAGUGAGAUCCUGACCCCUGGGAAAGGCUUAGUCAACGGCAUCAAGAGCAGUUCAGGAAACAACACCCAGAAAUCUAGUUCGACUGUCCCCCCUGGACCACCCGUCUACGUUGACCUGGCCUACGUGCCCAACCACUGCAGUGCCAAGAAUGUAGACCAAGAAUUCUUCAAGAGAGUGCGAGCUGCAUACUACGUAGUGAGCGGAAAUGAUCCCGGCAGUGGAGAGCCCAGCCGUGGUGUCCUGGAUGCCCUGCUGGAGGGCAAAGCUCAGUGGGGCUCUAAUUUACAGGUAUUUAGCCUCCGUUUCUGA
Molecule: messenger RNA, 12831 nt
Organism: Stegastes partitus (bicolor damselfish)
Lineage: Eukaryota; Metazoa; Chordata; Actinopteri; Pomacentridae
Gene: map1ab
Product: microtubule-associated protein 1Ab
Exons: 6
Coding region: 1-12831 (4276 amino acids)
Biological process (GO): regulation of microtubule depolymerization; dendrite development; microtubule cytoskeleton organization
Cellular component (GO): dendrite; microtubule associated complex; cytosol
Molecular function (GO): microtubule binding; actin binding
Source: RefSeq, a predicted model, not a curated record